UUGUCGAUUCGACGCUACACCCGGAUACCGGAGAACCCGUGUUCCUUCCUUUUCGUAUGUCAUGUUUUGUACCAACAAAUCUUAUCGUCGUUGCUGGCAUGCUAAUGCCAAAUCCAAGUAUAAAAAGUAUCCUAUUUUGGCAAUGGGCCAACCAAAGCAUCAAUGUUGCCAUAAAUUACUCCAAUGCAAAUAAGACAACCGAGAUGAGUUUAAGGGAGACUGCUAUUGCUUAUAUAGCAGCUGUGACAACUUCGUGUGGAUUGGCUGUCGGUCUAACGCAGGCAGUCCCUCGAUUAAAAUCACUAAAGCCGGCGGUACGUGGUAUAUUAGCAAAGUUAGUACCUUUUGUGGCCGUAGCUAGUGCCGGAACCGUAAAUGUUUACCUAAUGAGAUGGAAAGAAAUUAGAGAUGGUAUUGACGUGUAUGAUGAAGAGGGAAACAAACUGGGAAAAUCAAAAAAAGCCGGCGCAGCUGCUGUAAAACAA
Acaulospora morrowiae is the source of this 485-nucleotide messenger RNA. The record is from the annotation of a GenBank genome assembly. NCBI's taxonomy places the organism in Eukaryota, Fungi, Glomeromycota, Glomeromycetes, Diversisporales, Acaulosporaceae.